Messenger RNA from Varroa destructor (honeybee mite), 4263 nucleotides. RefSeq names its product Actin-related protein 2/3 complex, subunit 1A (gene Arpc1). Gene Ontology annotation, molecular function: actin filament binding. Gene Ontology annotation, cellular component: Arp2/3 protein complex; actin cytoskeleton. The record is from RefSeq and is a predicted model, not a curated record. Gene Ontology annotation, biological process: Arp2/3 complex-mediated actin nucleation. Lineage: Eukaryota; Metazoa; Arthropoda; Arachnida; Mesostigmata; Varroidae.
CUUACCCGUACCAGUAACCAUCCUCGUCCGGGUAUUGGUCAAGGAGGCAACAUUGCUAUUGUCUGACGCUUAUUUUCGGUUGUAUGUCGUUGUCGGCGGCAAGGGUGUCCGCAACGAAUGAUUGUGGCUAACGGCUGGUAUCAGGUUUUAUGCCUCUGUCCAUGAGUGUGUGAUUGUUUAGCAGACGGCUGCUAGCCGGCAGAGCGGAUUGUCUUAGUUAUGCUGUUCUAUGGCAAUCAUAACAUUACGGUCGCCACACUGCUGCUUCUUUCAAUCAAAUCUCAUCUGGGUAUGUCUGAUCAUCGGGAUGUCUGUUCUAGAUAGGUACCUCUGUGUACUGACUAAGUUGCAGUGGCCGUUAUAGUAGUGAAGGGUAGGACACUCAGUGUAAAGGGCUGAGGCUGUUUGAGACAUUACACCUCCGAAAACGACAACGACGACGAGAAGGCGAACCGUGUGGGCGCUGUAUCCUCCCAUUUCACCCAGUGCCGUGCGGUUCACUGGUUUACGAGUGCAAUUCCGGCUGCGUGCUCUGUGCAUAUUCGUGCCUGCGUGUCUCGGGGUAGCUCGUGCUACUGGCUAAAUUGUCCUUUCCCCAGCACGUUCUAAAACAAACCGUCAGAUAUCUGGAAUUCGCAUCAUCUGGUGAUUUAACAUCGACUUGCUGCAACUGUUUCGUGCCCCUGAUAUAAGCCGCCGGAACGUGAAUGAAACGUCGGAAGAACCGAUUUCGGUGGCUUCGUUUUCGUUGGCAUGUCAGAAAGAGUUGGCCAAAUGGGAAGAAACCUUUAGGAAUUAGUGUUUAAAGGCAAGGGUGUGAACAGAGCUGCUUGAAAAGGAGUGCACUCGCGUACUGCAGACUGAACAAAGAUCAAGGGGAUCAUGGCGGAUAUACACAGCUUUGGAGUGGCUCCAGUGAGCUGUCAUGCCUUCAAUAAGGAUCGCACAAAAGUGGCCGUAUCGUUAAAUAAUACCGAUGUUGAAAUCUAUGAUAAAGACUCCGUGGGCUGGAAACCAACACCAUCGCACACUUUGGCGAAACACGAUCUACGGGUGACGUCAAUAGAUUGGGCCCCAAUAUCCAAUCGUAUCGUCACAUGCUCAGCAGAUCGAAAUGCUUACGUCUGGAAUUUUGAUGGAAAGACAUGGAAUCCUGUACUUGUUCAUCUACGAAUUAAUCGUGCGGCGACCUUUGUGAGAUGGUCACCAAAAGAGAACAAGUUUGCAGCAGGCUCAGGGGCAAAGCUUGUUUCGGUAUGUUUUUUCGUUGAGGACAACAAUUGGUGGCUGUCGAAACACAUAAAGAAACCGAUGCGUUCUACGAUCACCUGUCUUGAUUGGCACCCCAAUAAUGUGCUUCUUGCCACGGGCUGCACCGACUUUAGAACGCGUGUGUUUUCUGCCUACAUUAAAGAGAUCGAGGAGAAACCAGAGUCGACACCAUGGGGUGCUCGCAUGCCACUGGCGCAAUUAUUAGCAGAAUUUCCUGCCGCUGGUUGGGUGCAUGGUGUGGCAUUCUCACCUGACGGUACCCGAGUGGCGUGGGUGUCCCAUGAUAGCUCAAUCGCGGUAGCGACUGCGGGAAGUAAGCACGUGGCAUCGUUUAAUAUGACUGGCAUGCCACUUCUGAAGUGUAUUUGGUUAAGCCCCGCGAAGAUUGUCGCUGCGGGUUUCGAUUGUUAUCCCAUGUUGUUUGAGGUGACGAACAAUGGAAUAAAAUUUAUCUCGUCGCUUGACAAACAGAAAAAGAUCGAAGGGGGUGGCAGUGUUUCGGCCAUGCGAAUGUUUCGCGACAUGGACAAACUCUCCAUUGAUUCAGCCAGUGGACCUGAUUCAACUGGAUCCGGCGUUGUAGCCACUUUGCAUCAGAACACUAUCACUUCAGUUAGCGCACACACAACAACUGGUGAUAAAGUUGCCAAAUUCGCUACUUCUGGCGUCGAUAGCAGACUUAUUAUUUGGGAUGUUAAGGCGCUAGAAUCGUCACUUGGUGAUAUUCGGCUACAUUGAAAACCGCUUUGUACAAAGCUAAAUCCCAAAAUACAUUCCGCCACUGUCAAUAGACAUCUCUAAUUCGACGGCAGAAAUAUGCCAUAUGAUGAAGUAGGCUGUGGACUUCGUUUAAUCUACAAAGUUGUAUCAGUUGGCAUUAUCAAGUGCUGCCGGAUUAAGACUUGUCAUUCUCUCACGAGCGUUUGCGGCAACAGAAAUCCAUCAGCUCAGGAUUGACAAACUUCGUUUUCAUCACUUUAAAGCAAAAGAAAAAAAGAAUACACUCGGUCUCCAUCUUUUCUGGGUGAUAAUCAAUCGCUGCGAAUUUAGCCACUCAAGACCGUUUGGAGUGUUUGUGCUUAAGAUGCUUUGAAGAGUUGAAUCAAGCUAAUACACCUACCUUGUUAGCACUUGUAUAAACCACCCACACUCACAUUUCACUCGCGUCUUUAAUCUAUUAUUGACAACGUAAGGAAAACGACAACUUUAAUAUUCAAUUAUUCUUAACCGUUUUCGCAGCCGAUUCCACAAUCAUGGAACUAAUAUUACUGUUAUUCAUUAUUAUAUAAUGCAAAAUGAAAAUACCAAAUGUUUGGUUGUCUGGAUAGUAAAUAAUUAGCUAAUUGAUGUUUGCGAAUGGACGGAUGCGUGAAGAGCACAUGAUAAGCGAGAGAAAGCUUCAAACGAAGACUGGACAAACAGUGUUCGUCGCCAAACGGAUGCAUCCACUCAAAUUUUCUGCAUUAGUCGCGCCUUUACGCAUUGUAAGUUACUUGUCAUCCUUAUAGUAAAAUAAAUGAGGAAGUUAGUUUGAACAGGAAAGAAAGGUGACGAAAACACCGACGACAUAAAAUAUAAAAUGCAGUAUGGCCGGCACAAAAAUGUCAUUACAGGAACAGAGGUGACAUUAAUGAUUGUAAUAACCGCAAUACAAUGGUAGGAAGAAGAAUAAUAGAUAUAAAAGCAAAUAGUGAGGAGUGCAUAAGUGGUGCCGAAACGGAACGAAAAUUCAAAGAAAUAUAUAUAUAACCUAUUAUUUAAAUAUGCAAGAAAAUAAAGCAAUAGCUACUCAAAAAUGUGUUAAUUACAGACUGAUGAGUGACGUAUUGUUUGAUACAACCUAUAACCACCGCCACCCUCCUCUAAACUGCCCCGUUAGCUUUUCACAUACUGAUGAACUCAACCAUGUGACACUCCCUUCAUGACUCACUCGACUUUUAAUAAAUAUACGUUUUCCAUAGAACCUGCGCGAGAGAUAUAUAAUGCUAUUUUGAUUAUCGAAUUGCUAUGUUAUGAUUGUCGUAUGCACGACUAAUAGAACUGCCCCUGCCAGCCAGGUUCAGCCCAGUAACCAAACCAAUCGCAUUUUACUGUAGUACUGAUAAGUGCUUUUUAAUUAGGAUUUUGCUCGUUCCAUUAUCUUUUUAAAUGCAAAUAUUAUACGUCCGUUUGCACAUACGUUGACAUGAACCCUCCGCGCUAUCAGUUUGCUGGUGGAUUUACAAGUUGAAUGUACGCUGACGGAAAUGCGUAUCUAAAUGCCUAAUUUCAUUGUUAACUAUUAUGUUAUUCGCUUUGUGGUUUCGUUUAUUGCCAAUUUUUCCAUCUUCCGCUGAAUUAAUUGAUACCUUAAUUAAUCCUUAUCACUUUUUCAUUUCAAUCUAUUUCCUAAAACUAAACUUAAGUAGAUAUAUCUUUGUGUAUGCGGUACUCGAACUCCGCACUCGACAGCAGUAAAUUACAUAAUGUCUAUGUGUCGGCACCUAUAUCUUCAUUGAAGGCCACUCCCCUCUGACGCUGAAUUUUUGAUGAAAAAGUGUGGCGACAAAGACAGGCUAACAUCUUUUUAUAGAUAUUGCGUCCUGUGUAAAACAGUACUGCUUAACUAAAGUAGAGGAAUAAUUAACUAUCGACUUUUCUGUUCUUCUUUAAAGAUUUUAUUAAAAAGUUAAUAUGAGGAACUUCACGCAAGGACCGCGGGGGAAAGGAUAUGUGACUGAGAGCUCUUCUGAUUCAAUUGCACUGUUGAAUCAUCGUUCGAGAGUCUACAUCUUUGCGACGUCAGCGGACGACUCCAAAGAUUGUUACUAAGCUUUGCGUUUGCUGACAUCAAAUAUUUGCUAAUGACUUUGUUAUUACAGUUUUUAAAUACUUCGACAAAAUGUUUUAUAUACCUCAAUUCCCUUUACAAAUCUUGUUAAGUCUAACUAUUCUAUUAUCCUACGAAUUGGUGUCAUUUUAAAGGUAAUAAAGCGAAUUAUGAUAAAGCAA